Megalops cyprinoides (Indo-Pacific tarpon) is the source of this 2964-nucleotide messenger RNA. RefSeq names its product staphylococcal nuclease and tudor domain containing 1 (gene snd1). Gene Ontology annotation, biological process: mRNA catabolic process; regulatory ncRNA-mediated gene silencing. Lineage: Eukaryota; Metazoa; Chordata; Actinopteri; Elopiformes; Megalopidae. The transcript has 24 exons. The record is from RefSeq and is a predicted model, not a curated record. The coding region runs from base 159 to 2912 and encodes 917 amino acids. Gene Ontology annotation, molecular function: RNA binding; nuclease activity. Gene Ontology annotation, cellular component: nucleus; cytosol; RISC complex.
CAUGCUGGGGUAGCAUGAUAGCGUGUGUUUCCGGCGUAGUGAAUGUGUACAGCGGCAUUCUGACUCCUCUUUCUCGCAACCCUGUAGAACAGACGGACUGACUCCCUAACUCCUCAUCUGGUCUCCCCCCAAACGGUUUGCGUAAAGAAUCAGCGAUCAUGGCUUCAUCCGCGUCCGCACAGGCUCAAACAAACCCUGCUCCGGCUUCGCCGCUGCAAAGAGGCAUAGUUAAGAUGGUGUUGUCGGGCUGUGCCAUCAUUGUGCGAGGUCAGCCGCGGGGCGGACCCCCGCCGGAGCGCCAGAUCAACCUCAGCAACAUCCGAGCCGGAGCGUUGGCCCGCCGGGCCGCCCAGAGCCAGCCCGACACCAAGGACACUCCGGAUGAGCCGUGGGCCUUCCAAGCGCGAGAGUUCCUGCGAAAGAAGAUGAUCGGCAAGGAGGUGUGCUUCAGCGUGGAGAUCAAGACCGGCCUGGGCAGGGAGUACGGCAUGGUGUACCUCGGCAAAGACACGACGGGGGAGAACAUCGCCGAGUCCCUGGUCACCGAGGGCCUGGCCACAGUGCGCAGGGAAGGAAUCCGAGGAAACAACCCUGACCAGGCCAGAUUGUGCGACCUCGAGGACCAGGCCAAAGCCGGCAAGAAGGGGAUGUGGUCGGAAGGGGGCGGUGCGCACACCAUCCGCGACCUCAAAUACAGCAUCGAGAACCCGCGCAACUUCGUCGACUCGCUGCACCAGAAGCCUGUCAACGCUAUCAUCGAGCACGUUCGUGAUGGGAGUGUCGUCCGAGCCCUCCUCUUGCCCGACUACUAUCUGGUCACCGUGAUGCUGUCCGGUGUUAAGUGUCCCACGUUCAAGCGCGAGCCAGAUGGCGCGGAGACGCCGGAGCCCUUCGCCGCCGAGGCCAAGUUCUUCACCGAGUCGCGCCUCCUGCAGCGUGACGUGCAAAUCAUCCUGGAGAGCUGUCCCAACCAGGUCAUCCUGGGGACCAUUCUGCACCCGAACGGGAACAUCACGGAGCUGCUGCUGAAGGAGGGCUUCGCCCGCUGCGUCGACUGGUCCAUGGCGGUCUACACGCAGGGAGCCGACAAGCUGAGAGCCGCAGAACGGUCCGCCAAAGAGCGCAAGGUGAGGAUCUGGAAGGACUACGUUGCCCCCACUGCCAACCUGGACCAGAAGGACCGCCAGUUUGUGGCCAAGGUGAUGCAAGUUGUGAAUGCCGACGCCAUCGUGGUGAAGCUGAACUCCGGCGAGUACAAGACCAUCCACCUGUCGAGCAUCCGACCCCCAAGGAUCGAGGGAGAGUCCAAUCAGGAAAAGAACAAGGACAAGGACAAGAGGUUCCGUCCCCUCUACGACAUCCCUUACAUGUUCGAGGCCAGGGAGUUCAUGCGGAAGAAGCUCAUUGGGAAGAAGGUCAACGUCACCGUCGAUUACAUCAGAGCCGCCACGGCCGCCACCGACGGCGGCUCCAUCCCAGCCUUCCCAGAGCGCACCUGUGCCACCGUCACCAUCGGAGGAAUCAACAUCGCCGAGGCCCUGGUCAGCAAGGGGCUGGCCACCGUCAUCCGCUACCGGCAGGACGACGACCAGAGGUCAUCCCACUACGACGAGCUGCUGGCCGCCGAAGCCAGGGCCAUCAAGAACGCCAAGGGACUCCACAGCAAAAAGGAGGUCCCCAUUCACAGAGUCGCUGACAUUUCUGGGGAAACCCAGAAGGCCAAACAGUUCCUGCCCUUCCUCCAGCGGGCCGGCCGCUCGGAGGCGGUGGUCGAGUACGUCUUCAGCGGCUCCCGCCUGAAGCUGUACAUGCCAAAAGAGACCUGCCUCAUCACCUUCCUGCUCGCCGGUAUCGAGUGCCCGCGCGGGUCCAGGAGCACGCCCGGGGGCGUCCAGGAGGCGGAGCCUUUUAGCGACGAGGCCACGCUGUUCACCAAAGAGCUGGUUCUUCAGAGAGAGGUGGAGGUGGAGGUGGAGAGCAUGGACAAGGCCGGGAACUUCAUCGGCUGGCUCCACAUCGACGGCGUGAACCUCUCGGCGGCGCUGGUGGAGCACGCCCUCUCCAAGGUGCACUUCACGGCCGAGCGCAGCCCCUACUACAAGACGCUGCUGUCGGGAGAGGAGGCCGCCCGCCAGAGGAAAGAGAAGAUCUGGGCCAAUUACGAGGAGAAGCCCACGGAGGAGGUGGUGCAGGUGACGGAGGAGAAAGAGCGCAUCGCCAACUACAGGCCCGUGUACGUGACGGAGAUCACGGACGAACUUCACUUCUACACCCAGGACGUGGAGACCGGCACCCAGCUGGAGAACCUGAUGGAGACGAUGAGGGCCGAGAUUGCCGCCCACCCGCCCGUGGAGGGGUCCUAUGCACCACGCAGGGGGGACUUCUGCAUCUCCAAAUUCGCCGACGGAGAAUGGUACAGAGCGCGUGUGGAGAAAGUGGAGUCGCUAGCCAAAGUCCACGUGUUCUACAUCGAUUAUGGCAACAGAGAGACGGUGCCCUCCACCAGGCUGGCCGCGCUGUCCCCCGCCUUCAACGUCCGAGCCCUGCCGGUGCAGGCCACGGAGUACGCCUUCGCCUUCAUCCAAGUCCCGCAGGAUGAGGACGCGCGGGCGGACGUGGUGGACAGCGUGGUGCGGGACAUCCAGAACACGCAGUGCCUGCUGAACGUGGAGUACGGGGGCGCCAGCUGCCCCCACGUCACGCUGCAGUUCUCCGACUCCAAGGACGACGUGGGCCUGGGCCUGGUCAAGGAGGGCAUGGUCAUGGUGGACGUGCGGAAAGAGAAGCACCUGCAGAAGAUGGUGACUGAAUACCUGAAUGGCCAGGAAUCAGCCAAGACCGCCAGGCUGAACAUAUGGCGCUACGGAGACUUCCGGGCUGACGAUGCCGACGAGUUCGGCUACAACCGCUAACCGUGCCGCACAGAAGAGCCUUGUGGGAGACGCGCUCUCGCCGAAAAAAAAA